CGCGCGGCUCGGCGCGGGGAGCGGCUCUGCAGGGGCCCUGGAGGAAAGCAAGAAGCCAGGAGAUCCCUGAAGAUUUCGAUCAACGAUUCUGGUGAAAAACCCUGUUCCAAAGAGGGACCAUGCAGAACAGAAAUUCAAAUUGACGUGGCUUCCAGCCUUUGUGGACCCAUGGGAGUCAGGAUGAACCCCCAAAACCAUUGCUCCAAGAUAAUCCCUAAACCCUUAAACGAAAACUAUUCCCCGAGGUCUCCUUAAAACCAAACAGUGGUUUAACGAGUCAAGAAUGUCUGCCCAGAGCAUCAAGCUCUAUUGAGAUCUGCCCAUGUGGCAUCAAAUUGACGACAACUUGACAGGGCGCCCUCCUGAGCCUGCUUUUCUACAAGAUGUUGGGAUUUUUGAAGCAACCGCUGGUGGUGAGAGCGGACAUCAACCUGAAUGUCGUGGCUCUGACUGGGAUGGGAUUGCUGAGUAGGCUGUGGGGCCUCACCUAUCCUCGGGCCGUCGUUUUUGACGAAGUCUACUAUGGACAGUACAUCUCUUUGUACAUGAAGCGGGUCUUCUUCUUGGAUGGCAGCGGACCGCCGUUGGGCCACAUGCUGCUGGCCUUGGGAGGUUACCUAGGAGGAUUUGAUGGUAACUUCUUGUGGAACCGAAUCGGAGCAGAGUACAGCAGCAACGUGCCUGUGUGGUCCCUGCGCUUGCUGCCGGCUCUCGCUGGGGCCUUCUCCGUGCCCAUGGCCUACCAGAUAGUGCUGGAACUCCGCUUCUCUCACUGCGCCGCCAUGGGAGCCGCGCUGCUGAUGCUCAUAGAGAACGCGCUCAUCACCCAGUCCAGGCUCAUCCUCCUGGAGGCCCUGCUCAUAUUUUUCAACCUGCUGUCUGUACUGUGCUACCUGAAGUUCUCCAACCUCCAGCAGCACAGCCCUUUCUCUCUAAGCUGGUGGUUUUGGUUGGUGCUGACAGGAGUCGCGUGUUCCUGCACCGUGGGCAUAAAAUACAUGGGUGUUUUUACGUACUUGCUUGUGCUCAGCGUUGCUGCUGCCCACGCCUGGCACCUGGUGGGAGACCAGACCUUGUCGAACGUAAGCGCCCUGGGGACAUGGGGGUGGGGGGCACCCACUGGGCGGAGCAGGCAGUGUUUCUCUGCACUCUCGCAGGCCUGUGUGUGCUGUCAUCUGCUGGCCAGAGCAGUGGCCUUGCUGGUCAUCCCGGCCCUCAUGUACCUACUUUUCUUCUACAUCCACCUGAUCCUCCUCUUCCGCUCGGGGCCCCACGACCAAGUCAUGUCCAGCGCUUUCCAGGCCAGCUUGGAGGGAGGACUGGCGCGGAUCACUCGAGGCCAGCCCCUGGAGGUGGCCUACGGCUCCCAGGUGACUCUGAAGAGUGUCUUUGGCAAGCCUGUGCCCUGCUGGCUUCAUUCCCACCAGAGCACCUACCCCAUGAUAUAUGAGAAUGGCCGGGGCAGCUCCCACCAGCAGCAGGUGACCUGCUACCCCUUCAAAGAUGUCAACAACUGGUGGAUUGUAAAGGACCCCGGGAGACACCAGCUGGUGGUAAGCAACCCCCCGAGGCCCAUCCGACAUGGUGACACGGUGCAGCUGGUCCACGGCAUGACCGCCCGCCUCCUCAACACGCACGACGUGGCGGCCCCCCUGAGCCCCCACGCCCAGGAGGUCUCCUGCUACGUGGACCACAACAUCUCCAUGCCCGCCCAGAACCUCUGGAGACUGGAGAUUGUCAACAGAGACACCGACAGGGAUGUCUGGAAGACCAUCAUGUCCGAGGUGCGCUUUGUGCACGUCAACACGUCCGCCAUCCUAAAGCUGAGCGGGGCGCACCUCCCCGACUGGGGGUUCCGGCAGCUGGAGGUGGUUGGGGAGAAGCUGUCCCGGGGCUUCCACGAGAGCACGGUGUGGAACGUGGAGGAGCACCGCUACGGGAAAAGCCAGGAGCAGAGGGAGAGGGAGCUGGAGCUGCACUCCCCCAUCCAGGUCGACGUCAACAGAAACCUCAGCUUCAUGGCCAGGUUCUCGGAACUGCAGUGGCGGAUGCUGACUCUGCGGACUGACGACUCGGAGCACAAGUACAGCUCCACCCCGCUCGAGUGGGUCACGCUGGACACCAACAUCGCCUACUGGCUGCACCCCAAGAGCAGCGCGCAGAUCCACCUGCUGGGCAACGUCGUCAUCUGGGCCUCGGCCAGCCUCGCAACGGUGACCUACGCCCUGCUCUUCCUGUGGUACCUGCUCCGGCGGCGGAGAAACGCCUGCGACCUCCCUGAGGAUGACUGGCUGCGCUGGGUGCUGGCCGGGAGCCUGUGCUGCGGGGGCUGGGCGGUGAACUACCUCCCUUUCUUCCUGAUGGAGAAAACGCUCUUCCUCUACCACUAUCUGCCGGCGCUCACUUUCCAGAUCAUCCUGCUCCCCGUGGUCCUGCAGCACGUGGGCGACCACCUGUGCAGGUCUCAGCUGCAGAGGAGCGUCUUCAGUGCCCUGGUGGUGGCAUGGUACUCCUCCGCGUGCCACGUGUUUAGCACCCUGCGCCCGCUGACGUACGGGGACACGUCACUCUCACCGAGUGAACUCCGGGCCCUGCGCUGGAAAGACAGCUGGGACAUCUUGAUCCGGAAGUACUAACAGAACAAGGGCAUGGCCAACAAGACCUCAAACCUGCAGCCGGCCUCUGGCUGCAGCCGGCAGCCGUGGACAGGAAGCUCCUGUGUGCGCACGUCUUACGGUUGCAUUCCUGAGACCCUCGGCAUCUGUGCACUCCAGAUCGUGGAGCCGGGCCCCCAGAGACCCCGACCGAAGACACCCGCAGAGCUGUGUGCAGUGGCUAACCUGGACCUCCCUCCCUGAGGAAGCUGGAGGUGGAGAGGCCUCUGGAGCCCCACCCACCCAGUCCCCCCCAGCAGGUGCCCCUUUGCGGGGUGGAGUCCCAGCAUGUGCUUUCAGUGUGGCCUGGAAGGGUCAGCUAGUCAGUCGGCUUCUUGUUGGCCAGAGAAACCCUGUAGCAGGCUGGAGGGUGGCCUGGCAUCCUAGCUGGCAUUGAAACCCACCCCUCAAGGUCCACGUUUUCUGUGGAGUCCACUUUUAUUUCACGCCAUUAAAAAAGGGACAGAGUAGCAUUAA
Echinops telfairi (small Madagascar hedgehog) is the source of this 3131-nucleotide messenger RNA. It is a transcript of the gene POMT1, whose product is annotated as protein O-mannosyltransferase 1. The record is from RefSeq and is a predicted model, not a curated record. Gene Ontology annotation, cellular component: membrane. The transcript is spliced from 20 exons. Gene Ontology annotation, molecular function: mannosyltransferase activity. The coding region runs from base 384 to 2636 and encodes 750 amino acids. Lineage: Eukaryota; Metazoa; Chordata; Mammalia; Afrosoricida; Tenrecidae. Gene Ontology annotation, biological process: protein O-linked glycosylation.